Xiphias gladius (swordfish) is the source of this 1577-nucleotide messenger RNA. RefSeq names its product protein LBH-like. The record is from RefSeq and is a predicted model, not a curated record. The transcript is spliced from 4 exons. Lineage: Eukaryota; Metazoa; Chordata; Actinopteri; Istiophoriformes; Xiphiidae. Bases 30 to 503 code for a protein of 157 amino acids.
GCCCCUUUAACUGGACAGUCCCCGCCGCGAUGAGUCCCAUGAUGGACAGAGAGGGCAGAGGAGGAACGUCAAUCCGCCGGGUCACGCCAGACCUGCAGCUCCCAGAUCCCAAAGAGCGGGCGGCGGGCAUGGCAGAGGGGACGGUGGCCGCGGGCUCCGGCUCUCAUCCGGACAUCUGCGGGAUGACCGAGGUGAUGAACUCUCUGGAGCCCGGGACGGAGGACUUCAGCGGGGGAGGAGCAGGAGGAGACCAGGGCCCAAUCUUCCCGGAUACCCAUGAAAGGUAUCCAAAGUUGUCUAAGAGGCUGCCCUCCAUCGUGGUGGAGCCGACGGACAGUGCCGAGGUGGAGAGCGGCGAGCUCCGCUGGCCGCCGGACGAGCCGAGCUCUCCGGACGCCCAGACUGAGAGACAGAGUGCAGAGGGACAAACUGCAGAUGAGGAGCAGGCGAGUGUCGGCGUGGAUGAAGAGGCUUCAGGGGCGGAGAUGCAGGACUCCAACUGAACCAGCUCUGCUCCCGCGAAACCCACUGUUACUGUGAGUGUGUCCAGACUUGGAUGAGCUUAGAAAGAGUUCGGUAGAAGAGCACACUGCGUGGAUAGAAAGACCGAGGAGGAAGGGUAGAAAAACAGAUUCCCAAACCCCAGCUCACGGGCUUGGAGCCGGAGUCGAGUUGGCGCCUUCAGAAUAAAUGUACAGAAGGUGUUUUUCUUUUCUCGUACGCAUCUGUGCUGACGAAGGAGCUUUUUCUGACACGUGUAUAGUAAUAAAGACGAUUGAAGGGACUAGGUUUACAUCCUGAACCUGUUUUCCCCAGUUUGUGCUUGAAUUUUAACUCAAAAAAUCCUUUCCGCAAGAAGUCGUCUGCCUGGCAAUGAGCGAAAGAUGCUAUGACGGUUAGCAGCAGACGCGUUUUUAACGUCAGCAUUUUCCCGUCGCACUCCAGCUUUGCGAUUUUGAUAUAAAUACACAUUUUUAAUUCGAUGAGUUCAACUGAUUUUCUCUCUCUGGCUCCAAGCCCUCGCCGUCCAGAUGCCACGAUAUCAUCUGCACGUCCAAUCUGGACAGAUGUUUCUAAAUGCUGUCUUAAGUCCUUAGCUCAUGUGUGCCAUACUACUACUACUAAUGGUAGCUACUGUAUUUUGUGCACAGUUUUUACAUUAACCUUAGAUGUAAAUUACAUCACUGUUUGUUGAGUGCUCACUGCUGUAGUUUGGUGAUCUUGGUCUCACUAUUCACUUUGUAAUAACGGCUACGAUGUUUUAAAGAGCAGUAUUUGAUUAGGAACAAAUUCAUGACUUUAUUCGAUGUUAUUAGCCUACAUUCUUUAAUAUAUUAUAGUACGUAAGCAUUGUCUACAAACGGUAGGUGUUAAAGGGAAUGUAAUUGUGUUCUGUUUUACUUAAGAUAUUGGAGCAAUAUGUUUGCAGGAAUUUAAAGGCAGUCCCUUUUGUUACAGACUACAGAAGUAAAAAGAACCAGAAUAUUUUAGAUGUGUGUCGCUUGUCACAGACAUGAUAUUUUUUAAAAUACUGGAAGCCUAAAUUAUUGCACAAGUAAUAAACCUUUUCAAACUUC